This is a messenger RNA of Xiphophorus hellerii (green swordtail), 4729 nucleotides long. RefSeq names its product solute carrier family 2 member 11a (gene slc2a11a). Gene Ontology annotation, biological process: dehydroascorbic acid transport. The record is from RefSeq and is a predicted model, not a curated record. Gene Ontology annotation, cellular component: plasma membrane. NCBI's taxonomy places the organism in Eukaryota, Metazoa, Chordata, Actinopteri, Cyprinodontiformes, Poeciliidae. Gene Ontology annotation, molecular function: D-glucose transmembrane transporter activity.
AUGUGCAAACUGUUCCAUAAAUGCAAAAAGGUCAAGCUUAUAGCAACUAACAACAAAUAGCAAAAAUAUGCAAAUAAUAGGAAUGUAAACAACCUACUGUGUUUAUUGAGAGUAGUGAUGUUUUAGAGUCUUACAGCAGCUGGGAGGAAGGACCUACCAUAAUGCUCCUUUGUGAAUCUUGGAUGGCGCAGUCAGAAGGAGUGGCAGCAGUUCUGUUCCAGCUGCAUGCAUGAGAUGAAAUAAGUGGUAAGAAUAUCCACAUUCUGAACAAAUUCUAUAAAAACAUGAGCAGUACAAAAGCAAUGCCAUAAUUUAUUACUUUAUCCCUGCUUAAAAUUACCAAACAUUCAACAAUUAUGAAGGUUUGUACUGUUCAAAUGUCAGUUUUGUUACUUUAUGUCACUGUUUUCACUAAGUAAAGAAAUGCCACCACAAACAGUUGUUCCAAAAUGUUGGGCAGCUUGGGAAUGCUUUUUUUUUUUAAGAUCAGUAUUGAAUACGUGAUUUACCAAAAUAUUCACUUUCAUGCAUUGUUUGUUUUUGAGCACAAUCUGAUUUAAAAUGAACUGCCCUCUUGACUCGUCACUAAGUACAAAAUGUACACUUAAAAAUGCUAUAAAGGUACAGAUGAAUAUUUUUUUCAGCUUUUUUAGGUUAAAUCUUGAUCAAACUUCCAAACACUGAAUAAUUAUCAGCGCUUUUGUCCUUCAAAUGUCACUUUUAUUACAUUAUGCUAAAGAAAACACUUAAAAAUGUUUUUUUUGUUUUCAUAUAACAAAUCUAAGAACAAAAAAGGCCCCAUUGACUCCCAUUGAAACUACAAUCUCUAAUCCCCACAACUGUUUCACAAUAAUAUUCUGAAAUAUCUGAAUAAGAUUAUAUUAUAAUCAUACAUUAUAAGCUAUUAGGGUUUAAUUUUUGAGAAAAGUAGUACAUUUUGUCUGUGUAAUUUUCCUGUAAUAUUUACAGAAAAUACAGAAAGUAGGCUGUCUAUUGUUUUAUCUUCUGAUUGAGAUGAAUCUGUUGCUAAGUGACAGACUCAGUCACUAUGUAGAAAGCAAGCAAUAAUUUAAUCAGCAGCAAAGUGGCUGUAGGGAUAAAGGAAACACCAAGGAUUCCAUCCUAUGUUAAGAAUCAGAGAUUAGAAAAGCACAAACAAAUAAAGACGCUGUUACAGUUUAUUCUUAGAUGCCAAGAAAGCUUAUGACCAGGUGCUCAAAGAAGAACAUUUUAUUGAAAAUAAUGACGGACGGAUGUUAAGCUUUUGUGAUCCAUGUUUUGAUGCAAUGUCUGGGUUGACCAGCUUUUUUCCCCAAAACCAGGAAACCCCGACCUUGACGUAGAGCCACUGUAGUCGUACAACUUGUCUUCUUUUUUUCUGUUUCUCCUGUCACUUCUCAGUAUUCAGAUGAUUUAUGUUUUCCCUCCAACUUUAGGCUGAACUUUAAUCCUGCGUUCCUUCUGUUCAGUCAUCUGUCCAACAGAUUUGCUGAUAAUAAUAAAUUUAAAUCUUCUGGCCAGAAUCUGCUGAAAUGUGGAUUUUUGAACAUCCCAACAGAUAUAAAAUUAUAUAGACUGGGCUCUCAGGACCUGAAUUUACUCAGCAAAAGAUGAAUGUUGACAAUAUGUAUUUUAGUAAAAUGAAUAGGACAAAAGCUGCAAAGUUGGCAGUAGCUAUGGUAAUGUUCCCAUUAAAGACAGAUGGUUCUCCCUGUUUAACGCAGAAGUAAAACAUUUUACUUGUAGGAUUGUUCAAGAUGGACCCAUGACUCAGCUCUUCUCAGAAUCUCAAAUCACUUCAAGCUGUAAAGCGAUGCAGGUGAAUGUAUAGCCUGCUUUUGUUGGACUAGACUCAGUUAUUCUUAGAAACUUCAGUACUUUGCAUUUUCUGCUUGUAUUUACUUUUAGUUUGUUCUUUUUUUUGUACAGCACUUCAAGUCUAAUUUUGUUGCAUUUUUAUGUGCUUCAAAAUAAAAAUUUAUUUAAUUUAAUUUUACUUAAUUUAAGACAUAAGAGAUCUGAAAAAUAAAAUUCACGUCUGAUGUCUGUACAGUAUCAGCUGAUGAUAAUAAGCUGCUGUUUCAGAGGUAACAUUACUGUCCCCUGAGUGAUUCGUGUAAACUUCUGUAAAUGUACUUCUUCCAGCUUCUCUACUGUAAAGGACAAUCUUCCAUUAAUAAUAGAGUCCAGCAGGAGGGGUGGGAAACAGCGCCAUCUGCUGGGCAUGGUUGUUUAAUUCACUUCAAUUGAAGAGAAUCAAUUAGCAGUUAAUGCAGACUUUUAGCCAUCCCAGGAUCUCUGGACAUAUUUUAUUUUUACUUUUUCGCUAAAUUUGGCUGUGUUGGCGUAAAUAAAAAAUGACAACAAAUGCAAACCUUUGAUCAGGAUGUUUUUUAGAGGGUGAGUAUUAUUUCUUAUUUAUUUACUUACUUAUUUAAAUCUUUGCUAUGCUUUUCAUGGAGCAAUCUGUGUCUCGUCAGCCCUUUAUGUCUGACUGACUUGCAUUACUUUGGAUUACAAGUAAUGCUACUGCUACUGAAACAAAUACACUUCAGUAGCACUGAAAUGUAUUUAUUUAUUUACAUCCCUUCAAAGUACUUAUAUCUACAAACUGGGAAGCAUUAUCUCAUGUCUCACAUUAUUAGUAGUCAAAAAAGAUAAUUGAUAUGUGAAUAUUAAAGUUUUAAAAAAUUUAGAAAAUAUACUGUACUCUGUUCUUUGGUAUUAAGAAAGAGUAUUUUCUUGUCUCCAAAGGACUCUUUAUCCAAUAUAUAUAUAAAAAAAUAAACAUAAAAGAUAAAUUGAUUAAAAUUAGUGUUGAUGUGAGUUUUUGAUCCCAGAAUAUUUUCCACAGGUUCAUGUUUUUGACGGGACAUUACAAGUUAUCCAUUCAUUCUGCAGUUUACUUAUUAAAUAAAACUCCAUGCUGGCUGAAUCUACCCAUUUGUGUCUGUUCUUAGCAUCCCAGCUGAACUCCCACUAUGCUGCAUAUUUUAAAGUCUUUAGACUUAAAGGAAGAAUAUGCAGUUUUCUCAGGCUUUUUAACAACUUCAGCCAAUCAAAUAAGGCCCAACUCUGCUGCAUGCAAAUACAUUUGGUCCACUGCUGUUCAGGUUCGGGCUUCUGGGGAUCACUGCUUGCAAUCAGCCGAUCUCUGCGCUUGUGCUGGUCCUCACUCAGUCACCUUUACCUCAACUUAAAAAUGACAACUUCAGGGAUGCAAAAGGGUAGUCCUCUGACGCUGGUGCUCAUGGUUGCCUCUGCAGCCAUCGGAGGAACUCUGCAGUACGGCUACAACCUGGCCAUAAUGAAUGCUCCAACAACUUUCAUUCAAACCUUCAUCAAUGAGACUUUCCUGCAACGCUGGGACAUCCAGCUGGAGGACUACCAGGUGACUCUGGUGUGGACAAUCAUUGUCUCCAUCUUCUCGUUGGGGGGAUUUGCCGGAGCGCUCAUAGCGGGACCAAUGACCAUCCACUUUGGGAGGAAAAAAUGUCUGCUGCUGAACAAUGUUUUUCUCAUGAGCGGUGCUCUGUUGGCCCUCACAAGCCGAGCUGCCGGGUCGUUUGAGAUGAUCAUGCUCUCACGUGUCCUGAUUGGAAUAAACGCUGGAAUCAGCAUGAAUGUACAACCCAUGUAUUUUGGAGAAAGUGCACCAAAGCACUUGAGAGGAGCCAUCUCUCUGUCAUCGGCUGUUUUCACUGCUUUCGGUGUCGUCCUGGGGCAGAUCGUCGGUCUCAGGGAGAUUUUGGGGUGUGAGUCAUGCUGGCAGUAUCUGCUAGCCAGUAAUGCUAUUCCUGGCUUCAUCCAGCUUCUGACCCUGCCGUGGUUUCCAGAGAGUCCCAGAUACCUGCUUAUCGACAGAGGGGACAAAGAGGCUUGUAUUAAUGCUCUGCGUCGUCUCCGAGGCUGUGAGGUUGAGAGUACUGAGCUCGAUGAGAUCCUGCAGGAACAGGCAGAAACUAAAGGCAUGAGACCAAGGCGGCCAUGGGAGCUUUUCACUGAUCGCUCUGUGCGCUGGCAGCUCAUCUCUGUCAUCAUCAUCAGCAGUGCCAUGCAGCUCUGUGGAAACGACUCGAUUUACUUCUAUGCAUCUUACGUGUUUAAAGAGGCCGGCAUAUCUGAAGAACAAAUUCAGUAUGUCACAAUCGGCACUGGGACUUGUGAGUUCACAGCGUGUAUUAUGUGUAAUCUGCUGGUUGAGCGUAAAGGUCGGAGGUUCAUGUUGAUGGGAGGAUUCCUCCUCAUGACCAUCUGGGCCAUCGUCUUCACCAUCGCUCUGUCAUUUGAGCAAUAUGUGUCUUGGAUGUCUUACCUGAGCAUGGCCUGCAUCUUCACCUAUAUUCUCAGCUUUGGGAUGGGACCAGCUGGAGUAACCGGCGUUCUUCCCACUGAGAUCUUCAAUCAGGCGGCGCGGCCAGCUGCAUACAUGAUUGCUGGCUCCAUGAUGUGGCUCAACCUUUUCAUCGUUGGGAUGAUCUUCCCAUUUCUGGUGAGUGGACUGAGUGAAUACUGCUUUGUGCCUUUCGGAGCCAUCUGCCUGUCGUCUGCUCUGUACAUCGGCCUGUUUUUACCAGAGACGAAGGGAAAAUCUCUAUCAGUCAUCACAAGUGAAUUCCACAGGAUGAACUUCAAAAGCCAAAAUGACAGAAGUUUGGAAUUACAGACUCAAUAUAAGCUGGGCGAAGUGUGUCUUUCCACGGCCUUAUAGGCAGACUAUUUAAUGCUG